AUGCACUGCUUGGAGAAAUUCCAUACCCUUCUUUGGAUCACGGGGUCAUAUGAGGUUGAUAAUAUUGAGAAAUCUGUUUUCAUCCAUGGCAGGGCAGCUAUCUUUGAAGAAGUGUACAAGCUUAUGUUGCGGUUAAAUUUGGAGGCUGACUUCUCUGAGUUCUCGCGUUUCUAUGAUUUUGUCUUCUUCAUUUGCAGAGAAAAUGGACAAAAGAACAUCACUAUAAGCAAAGCUGUUACUGCCUGGAAAUUAGUUUUAGCUGGAAGGUUUCGGCUACUUGACCACUGGUGUAACUUUGUUGAGGUAAGUGUCAGUGCUGCUAAUGGAUCUCAUAUCAUGUGUUCGGUUGCAUUGUUCAUCUGUUUGUAUGCCUUAAAUUAUUAAAAAUUCAUCAAUUAC
Messenger RNA from Nicotiana attenuata, 399 nucleotides. Its product is annotated as DCN1-like protein 2. The coding region runs from base 1 to 384 and encodes 127 amino acids. The transcript is spliced from 3 exons. Gene Ontology annotation, biological process: protein neddylation; positive regulation of ubiquitin-protein transferase activity. Gene Ontology annotation, cellular component: ubiquitin ligase complex. Lineage: Eukaryota; Viridiplantae; Streptophyta; Magnoliopsida; Solanales; Solanaceae. The record is from RefSeq and is a predicted model, not a curated record. Gene Ontology annotation, molecular function: ubiquitin-like protein binding; ubiquitin conjugating enzyme binding; cullin family protein binding.